Molecule: messenger RNA, 2601 nt
Organism: Nannospalax galili (Upper Galilee mountains blind mole rat)
Lineage: Eukaryota; Metazoa; Chordata; Mammalia; Rodentia; Spalacidae
Gene: Pank4
Product: pantothenate kinase 4
Exons: 19
Coding region: 43-2364 (773 amino acids)
Biological process (GO): coenzyme A biosynthetic process
Cellular component (GO): cytosol; nucleus
Molecular function (GO): ATP binding; pantothenate kinase activity
Source: RefSeq, a predicted model, not a curated record
AUAUAUCUGCAUGGCUGAUGAGGCCGGCCGGGCACUUUCAAAAUGGCGGAGCGUGGAGUGAGAGGCGGCGGGAGCGGCGGGGACAGUCUGGACAAGAGCAUCACGCUGCCCCCCGACGAAAUCUUCCGCAACCUGGAGAACGCCAAGCGCUUCGCCAUCGAUAUAGGUGGGUCACUGACCAAGUUGGCGUACUAUUCCACGGUACAGCACAAAGUGGCCAAAGUGCGGUCUUUUGACCACCCAGGAAAGGACACAGAACAAGAUCAUGAGCCACCCUAUGAAAUCUCAGUUCAGGAGGAAAUCACGGCCCGCCUGCACUUCAUCAAGUUUGAGAACAGCUACAUGGAAGCCUGCCUGGAUUUCAUUAGAGACCACCUGGUCAACACUGAGACCAAGGUUAUCCAGGCCACAGGGGGUGGGGCCUACAAGUUUAAAGACCUCAUCGAGGAGAAGCUUCGUCUGAAGGUGGACAAAGAGGAUGUGAUGACCUGCUUGAUCAAGGGGUGCAACUUCGUGUUGAAGAAUAUACCACAUGAGGCCUUCAUGUACCAGAAAGACUCCGACCCAGAGUUCCGGUUUCAGACAAAUCACCCCAACAUCUUCCCCUACCUUCUGGUCAACAUUGGCUCUGGAGUCUCCAUCGUGAAGGUGGAGACAGAGGACCGGUUCGAAUGGAUUGGUGGAAGCUCCAUUGGAGGUGGCACCUUCUGGGGGCUUGGGGCUCUGCUCACCAAGACAAAGAAGUUCGAUGAACUGCUACAGCUGGCCUCCAAAGGCCGGCAUGCCAACGUGGACAUGCUGGUGCAGGAUGUCUAUGGUGGGGCUCACCAGACCCUGGGACUGAGCGGCAAUCUCAUUGCAAGCAGCUUCGGGAAGUCAGCCACUGCCGACAGAGAGUUCUCCAAAGAAGACAUGGCCAAGAGCCUGCUACACAUGAUCAGCAACGACAUUGGGCAGCUCGCCUGUCUCUACGCCAAGCUCCACGGCUUAGACAGGGUCUACUUUGGGGGCUUCUUCAUCCGGGGCCACCCUGUGACCAUGCGCACCAUCACCUACAGCAUUAACUUCUUCUCCAAGGGUGAAGUCCAGGCGCUGUUCCUGAGACACGAAGGCUACCUGGGAGCCAUCGGGGCGUUUUUAAAAGGCGCCGAGCAAGACAAUCCUAACCAGUACAGCUGGGGUGAGAACUACGCGGGCAGCUCCGGGCUGAUGAGCACGUCGCCCGAGCUGUACCCGACACAGCGGGCGAGAAGCGGCACAUUUGACCUGCUAGAGAUGGACCGGCUAGAGAGGCCCCUGGUCAACCUGCCUCUCCUUCUGGACCCGUCCUCCUAUGUGCCCGACACAGUAGACCUCACUGAUGACGCCUUGGCCCGCCAGUACUGGCUCACGUGCUUCGAGGAGGCCCUGGAUGGGGUGGUGAAACGGGCUGUGGCCAGCCAGCCAGAAUCCACAGACGCAGCCGAGAGGGCAGAGAAGUUCCGGCAGAAGUACUGGAGCAAGCUGCAGACGUUGCGGCACCAGCCCUUUGCUUAUGGGACACUGACUGUGCGCAGCCUGUUGGACACAAGAGAACACUGUCUGAACGAGUUCAACUUCCCAGACCCAUACUCCAAGGUGAAGCAGAAAGAAAACGGCCUUGCACUGAAGUGCUUUCAAGGUGUGACACGCUCCCUGGACUCACUCGAAUGGGAAGAGCGGCAGCUGGCCCUGGUGAAGGGGCUUCUGGCCGGGAAUGUCUUUGACUGGGGCGCCAAGGCCGUGUCCGAUGUCCUUGAAUCGGACCCCCAGUUUGGGUUUGAAGAAGCAAAGAAGAAGUUACAAGAGCGGCCCUGGCUUGUGGAUUCCUACAGCAAGUGGCUCCAGAGGUUAAAGGGGCCCCCUCAUAAAUGUGCCUUAAUUUUCGCAGAUAACAGUGGAGUAGACGUCAUUUUGGGAGUCUUCCCCUUUGUCAGGGAGCUACUCUUUAGAGGGACGGAGGUUAUCCUGGCGUGCAACUCGGGCCCCGCCCUGAACGAUGUGACCUACAGUGAGUCCCUCAUCGUGGCGGAGCGCAUCGCAGCCAUGGACCCCAUCAUUCACUCAGCACUCCAAGAAGAGAGGCUGCUGCUGGUACAGACGGGCUCCAGCUCUCCUUGCCUUGAUCUCAGCCGCUUGGACAAGGGGCUGGCCGUGCUGGUGCGGGAGCGCAGUGCAGACCUGGUAGUCAUCGAGGGAAUGGGUCGUGCCAUCCACACCAAUUACCACGCGUUGCUGUGCUGCGAGAGCCUCAAGCUGGCGGUGGUCAAGAAUGCCUGGCUGGCUGAGCGGCUGGGCGGCCGGUUGUUCAGUGUCAUCUUCAAGUAUGAGGUUCCCACCAAGUGAGGCAGCCACUCUUCAGACCCAUCUGCCCAUCCCCCGUCAGGAAUGUGAUUUUACUGCAACGAAGAACCCGUGUUCACACCAGAGUAUUUAUAAUGUGCUUCUGUGACUGACGGCGUGUGCACCUGGGCCAGCCAACCCAGCAUCUGUUGUACGUGACACUUGUGUUGGGAUGUAUUUAACUGUUAAAUAAUCUUUUAUAUAUAUAUACGUAUAUAUAUAUAAAUAUAUAAAUACAUA